Molecule: messenger RNA, 2042 nt
Organism: Bufo gargarizans (Asiatic toad)
Lineage: Eukaryota; Metazoa; Chordata; Amphibia; Anura; Bufonidae
Gene: TTC16
Product: tetratricopeptide repeat domain 16
Exons: 14
Coding region: 96-1976 (626 amino acids)
Molecular function (GO): protein binding
Source: RefSeq, a predicted model, not a curated record
CUGCAGGUCGAACAGGCUGCGCUGAUUUCCCAGUGACAGGGCAGGGGUUGUGUGAGAUUUCUUGGAAGGAGACUUCUAAAAACUUGAGGGUCUUCAUGGAGAAGACAAUGGCAGAAACGUGCUCUCCAGAGCUGGAAGAGAUGACAGGAGACAUGUUCCCCACGGCUGUGAGCGAGGAGAAGCUUCAAGAAGCUCGGAGGAAAUCCCUGAAGAAAAUUUUUGGCUCCAGCGAAGUGUUUUUAGAUGUCCACGGCAAAAGUGGUCAACGCACCGAGCAGACGUACGAGGAUAUUGUGCAGGGAAAGGCAGCCGAACACUAUCAAGGUGGUCUGCAGUAUUUGGCCCAGAAGGAAUGGGAGAAGGCUGUCAUCGCAUUUUCCAAAGCCAUUUACCUAUGGCCUGAGAAGGUCGAGCUGUAUGUGAAGAGGGCAGAGGCGUUCCUCCAGCUCCGUGACUUCCAGCGUGCAGCCCUCAACUUGAAGAAGGCUUGUUCCAUAGGACCGCCAGUCAGAGAACAUAUAGAGCUGCUGGCCCUUACAUAUAACCUGCAGGGACAGAGCUUGUUUGACCAGAACUGUCAUCUGGAUGCGUUUGAAUCUUUUACCCGCGCUGCGGAGCUGCAGCCUCAGAACAGCCAUUAUCACAUGCGCAGUAUUUCUUGUCUCGCUGCAUUGGGAAGAUAUGCAGAAUGCCUCCAGCUCUUGAAUAAGCAGCUGGAAGAAGAACAGGGGAAUCCUGACAUAUAUGUACUACGUGCCAGGCUCUAUGAUCAGCUCAAUAAGGCCACUUUUUGCUAUCAGGACAUCCACUCGGCUUUGUCAUUGGAUCCACAGCACCAAGAAGCCCUCGGCUUAAGGGAUAAAAUGAUAGCAACGGCAGAAGAAGCUAAAGAUAAAGCUGUGAACUUGGCUGUCCAGGGGCAGCUACAGGAUGCCUUAAAGAAGAUCUCUUUCGCCAUAGAGAACAACCCAUUAUCUGCUGAAUAUCAUAUAUUCAGAGGUACAGUGUACAGGAAGCUGAGCGAUUUCAGCUCCGCAGUGGAUGAUUUUGUACGGGCCAUGCAGCUUUGCAAUGCAGAGGGCAUAUCUGGCAGCGAAGGUAUGAACUUAUAUACGGAGGCUGAAAACCAGCUACUCCUCACCUACAACGACUUUGCCGUGCAUUGCUACAUGAAGGGCUUCUACCAAGAGGGGGCGCUGCUCCUGAACAAAGCGCUGAAUGGGGACAGGACCAAAAAAGAGCUUUAUAUGAACAGAGGAGACUGUUUCUUCCAGCUGGGGGAGCUCGCCUUUGCCCUGGCGGAUUAUCAGCAGGCAUUUGAACUGGAUGAAGAAGACUGGGGCAUCAGGACUCGAAUUGCUAAGCUCCUAGAUGAGAUAGGACUGCAGGCUCAGAGUCAGAAGCAGUACCAGCAAGCUGAGCGCCACUUCUCGGAGGCCAUCAUGAAACAUCCCUUGCUUCCCCAACUAUAUCUCCACAGAGCCAAAGUCAGGCGCUCGGUACAGAACGCCACAGGUGCUCAAGAGGACGCCGUCAUCUCUGUUCUGCUCAACCCAAAAAGCGAAGAGACCGCACCAACAAUCAUGAGUUUUUUUCCUGGAAAAACGUUGCAUGAAAUUCUAGCCAGCAAACUCGCCAGCAGCACUCGAUGUGUCCUGGGGCAAAAUCGGAAGACUCUCGGUUACCCGGUUACAUGGAAAGACGGAACUCAGUCUACCCGUGAAGAGAUGGAUGGCGCCAUUCCUGGAACCAGAAGAGAUCUUGCCAUUUGUAUGACUGAUCAGCAAGUAGCAGAAAUGGUCAUCAGGCGCAGGAAGCUUAAAUCAGAUAUCCAAGCAGCACUUAACAGACAAGGAUACCUGCGGUCCACGGCUCCUCGUAUCGCCGGACCCCCGCAGCCCCAGGAGGAAGCACCUGCCGCGCAAACUCCUUAUCACUGGAAGACAUUUGGUCUUGGACUGAUGAGCACGAGAUAGGAAGACGGUCUAUCAGCGGACUGCAAUCUGCAGCUCUCCUGCCGUCGUGACACUACACAUCCCAGC